AUGGAGAGGGUGAAUCAGAAUGAGAAACUAGAUAGUGUGUCUGAGUAUGCGGAUUGGCCGUGGGAUAUAGUGGGCCGGGUGGUGGAUCUAGUGGACUCGGAAAAUAACCGCUUGAAAAGAGUGGGUUGGGGAUUGUUUGGCUUGGAGUGGUUAGUAUUCUUCUUUAUGAGUACGGUGGCGGGGUUGGUUUGUGGUGUAGCUACACUUGCUAAGGUGUAUGGAGAUCAUAAAACGAAAUACUUGUUUAGCUUGUUUACUGGUCUUUGCUGGGCUUAUAUCUUGCUGCGUAUUAUUGGAGGUGUUCUGACCUUUAGGCAUCGUUAUCUACAGAAUCUUAAACAGAAGGAAAUGGGACUGGCAGAUAUAAUUGCUGAUUAUACUUGGUAUUGGGGGAAAGGUGUAGGAUUGUUGCUGCUUAGUAUUGGACUGGUGCUGGGGUGUUUAUUGAUUCCUGGUUACGGGGCUGCGAUUGUUUAUAUUGUGGUUGCGACUGGUUAUGCUUUCUUUAAGAUAAUCUUGAUUGCUCGGCUCGGACAGAAAGCAAAGAAGACGUCUAAUUGUUCUGAUAAAUCGGCUUAUUUUGUAAUGAUGGGCAUGUAUGUUUUUGAAUUAAUCUUGCUGGUUCUUAUUAUUGUAGCAUGUCUGUUGGCUUUGUGGCACCCAAAAUAUCUUGAUACUUUGAGGUUUAGUGACGCUGACCGUAGCGAGAUAUAUUUGAACUGGAAGAAGGCCAAUGAAUCAUUUGGAGCACAAGGCUCGUAA
Messenger RNA from Nematocida homosporus, 762 nucleotides. RefSeq lists its product as uncharacterized. Bases 1 to 762 code for a protein of 253 amino acids. The transcript has a single exon. The record is from RefSeq and is a predicted model, not a curated record. Lineage: Eukaryota; Fungi; Microsporidia.